Messenger RNA from Asterias rubens (European starfish), 2897 nucleotides. RefSeq lists its product as uncharacterized. Gene Ontology annotation, biological process: cell surface receptor signaling pathway; G protein-coupled receptor signaling pathway. The record is from RefSeq and is a predicted model, not a curated record. Gene Ontology annotation, cellular component: membrane. The transcript is spliced from 4 exons. NCBI's taxonomy places the organism in Eukaryota, Metazoa, Echinodermata, Asteroidea, Forcipulatida, Asteriidae. Gene Ontology annotation, molecular function: G protein-coupled receptor activity. The coding region runs from base 544 to 2817 and encodes 757 amino acids.
UCUACCCUCGCAGUUCCGAAGCCCCUUGAUGAGGCAAUCCCUGCAUUCGCUGUCGACAUCGGUGGGUUUGCUCAAUGCGAGAGCCAGUUAUUAAUUUGCUCCACUGGGAGUGUUAACGGAAGCGACUGUCCAGAACCAUGCAUCAAGUUGACUUCCACACAAUACUGCUGGUGUGACCAGGGAUGCCUUGCUUACGGAGACUGCUGCUAUGAGUCCUCUGCAGACGCCUGCUACCAGUCCUCGGAGGAGGUCCAUGGGGAGCUCUCAAACGCCGGUGGAGGCAGCGGCCAAGAAGAGGAAUGCAUCCGCACUUCCUUGAUCGAUGUGAAUGGCAGACCACCAUCAAAGCCGGACUACCGUGGCCAUUGGCUGGUGACUGGAUGUCCUACUGGUUAUCGAAACCAUGAGGUUGACUCCAGAUGUUCCUCGCCGCAGCCUUCCUUCGUAGGGCUGAAGAUUGCCAGCAAUGACAGCGACGAGCUUGUUCAUUCAAUACCGGUGUCAGCACAGUCGGCUGAUGGUGUGUGGAGGCACUACGCCAAUAUGUAUUGUGCGUUCUGUCAAGGAGUCAAGCUCCAAGACCUGAUACCGUGGAAUCUCACCAAGAAAGAAUGCAAGGACGUGUCAUACGACCCGAUAUCAGGGAGCUUUGUGGAUGUAGAAUGUGAGGAGGUGGUAUACCAAUUUCAGCCAAGAAGGUGGACUGAUGACUCCGUGACCUUAAUCACGCUGCCACGAAGUUGUUUCCCCGAUGUGAUUGAAAGUUGUCCAGGAGGGGGCUUGGGAGCUUGGGCUGCGGAUCUCUGCGGUGCCUACCAAGCAGCGAUUAACAUCGAUGGCGUGUGGUAUAAAAACCCACACUGUGUUGUAUGUAACAAUCAAUGGUCAAACAUCAAUCCUUACUGUUACGCCCCACGGGCUGUGAUCGGGUCAACAGGCUCACCCAUCUCUAUUCCCUUUGACUUCCCUUCGCUCGCUGACCACGCCUUUGACUCUGUCUCACUGAUUCUCCAAUGUCCCAUCGGCUUCAACUUCUCGUUGGAUACUCAGACAUGUAUCCCCAGCGGUGGGGUUAGUGGGCUCUCAUGCAGUGUAGACGUGCCUGUUGUUAACGUAGAGGUAUCAUUCUCCAUUAACGAAACCAUCAUUGGUAACAACACCUGGUUAGAAGCGUUCCUGUUGCUGUUUGUAGACGCCCUCUAUCUCGACCAUCAGGCCAUUGAGGGCGUCCACGAAAUCCAACAAGACUCACAGUCUAACAGUUUUCCUGCAUUAGACCACAUCAUCGCAUUCGACAUCAUCAACAUAAGCACGGUGUGGACAGCGUUUAAUUCGUUGACUAAUCAAAUGGCUUCGAUGGGUAGUAUGGUUGCCGACAGUAUCCCGGGGCUGAUGGUCUUGCGUGUUAACCUGACAGAGACCUGUUCAGGUAAUCUGUCCCUCAACGAAUGUUCAGCAACUAGCUUCGAUGUCGAUGACGUCAUGUUCCAUGUAGUCGAUGGUACCCCGUAUUUCUACCAGAACGACACACCAGCUCUACAUCUCGCCGAGGGCAUCAUACUCCACGUGGUGUACACUCUACAGAACGACUCCUUCUUUCAUGGAGGUGUGUCAAGACAGCUUCUCUUUUGCAACAUGUCAACCACGCUGCUCUGCUAUCACAUCAAGCUGUCGAGUCCCUCGCAGUAUAUCGUCCAAGAGGGCGUCAUUAAGUUCAAAGUUGACGGGAGGGUCUAUGAAUCCACCGAGUAUCUCAUCUUCCCAGAUGGCAGUGCUCAGGUCUGCAAGGAUAAUUUCAGGGACCCUUGGUUAGCGUAUUCGCGCCCGCAAGAGAUCAUCAACAUCGUUGGUACCUCCAUUUCAUCACUGGCUCUCGUCUUAACCUUCGUCACAUACAGCGUGUUUCCGAGUCUGCGCACUGUGCCCGGGAAGGCGACCAUGAACUUUGUGGUUGCGCUCUUUGCAGCUGAGAUUUUACUCCUGGUUGGUGGAUACAUACCACGUGACUCAACGGGAGUUUGUACUGGCAUGGCAGUCGCGUUGCAUUACAUCUGGUUGGCUUGCUUCUUUUGGAUGACGGCUCUUGGAUAUGACGUCAGUCGCACAUUUUCCGUUCGGGCGGGGCCUAGAUUGACUGACAGCAGUAGCCACGCCCUCUUGUGGAUGUGUCUCUUUAGCUGGGGUACCCCAUUGCUCGCCCUCGCCGCCUGCCUUCCUGUGCAUUUCAUCUCGCCCUCCACCCCCGGGGUCGACUUCUCCUAUGGUCGAGGUGGAACCUGUUGGAUACGCCCGGAGAUGGCGAACCUGAUGGCCUUCGGUUUGCCGGUGAUGGCGUCCUUGAUCGUUAACUGUGUACUGUUCAUCAAUACGAUUAUAGGCUUGCGUGCGUCGAAGAAGAUCACUAGAUUUAUUGAGAGGGAUAAGUCGGCAGUGCAGAGGGCUAGAGAUGAGUUUUUCAUCUAUCUGAAGGUUUCCGUUUUGAUGGGCUUGACUUGGGUGUGGUUUUUCCUGGCCGGUUUUACCGGAGCAACCGUCCUUCUCUACAUAGCCACCAUCCUCAACGCAUUCCACGGUGUGUUUGUCUUCGUCGCAUUCGUCUGUACACGUCGGGUCUGGACCAUGUGGCGACGAAAGCUCGACAUUGGAGGGCGCAAAGCAACCUCCACAACGACGAGCACUACGAACACCAUCUCAGGGAAGAGAGGAAGGUGUUCGGACGGGGCUAUGACCAAGACGUCUUCGAUUGGGACGGCAGAGGGCCUUGCGAGUGGUAGCCCAUCACGUGAGGGAAAGAAGUUCAAUGGGACCCGUCUGUGAUGAAUGAACAAACGAACAAGCAAACAAACAAGCAAACAAACAAACAAACAAACAAACAAACAAACAAAAAACAGAAAACA